AACGCCCCUGCAAAUUCCACAGGUUUUCGCUUACAAAUAAUGGGUAAAAUAUUCUAAGAUCUCCGAGAGGGCGCAAAGAUCUGCCUUCUCACAAUUGAUGGUGCUUACUCAGGCCUGCAGGAGCCUCAGGGUCCUAAGCUUUAAGAUGAUUGCUAUGGACAACUUUGUGGUAAGUGGCAUUCCACCACGCACACCUGAGCCCUCGGAACAUUAAUUUUUUCUGACCAUUCGCGCGUUCGAUGUCUCAAGAUGUCAUAUCUUAUGCUUUCGUUUUCAGACAAGCUACUAGUCAUUGCUAUUCCUCUCUCGCCUUUUUUAUCUACGGCUGGCUGUUAGGUUUAGAAAGCGAGAUCCAGCAUAUCUGGAUGCAGCCUCAAAAGCGAGUGUUCAGAUGGCUUUACAUCUACUUUCGGUACGUCAGUCUGUUGAUUCAAGCAAUUCACCCAGGUGUCAUGGAAUACUUCGCAGGAGGGCAUGGUUCGCCUUCUUCCUGUCUAGCCUGGAAUAUAUAUGUGUCUUUUCUGGGUCAGGUUCAUGUCACAGCAGUCGAAGUGUUGCUUGCUGUCCGAGUAUACGCACUCUUUAACCGUAGUCGUCGUAUUGCUUUCCUGGUCGGCUUUCAUAUUUUGCUUGAAGUUAUUUCUUCCGUGGUGAAUGCGGUAUACACCAUAAGAGCUACCGAAUACCAUGGGUACUGUAUCUUUUACAAGCCGUCGCAUCAACUGUUGUACUAUAGCAUUAUAAUCUUGUCUACACAGAUCACCUUGAUGGGUCUUACAUUGUCGAAGACUAUCCUCACCAGGCGCUCAGGAUGGGGGAGGACACCGAUCGUAUCCCUACUUCUGCGCGACGGCAGCGCGGUCCUCUUUGUCAUAUCUGCACUGUGUCUCUUGACGAUCGGCUUCUGUCGACUCAACGGCGAAAGAGCAACAGUAAUAUUUUUCUGGAGCGUGUCUAUACUUUCCUCGUGUGGAUGCUGGCUGCUCAUGAACACGCAACAGCUGGUUGCUCACGGUCGCUCACGCAGAGUAUGCAGUGCUUCAAUCCGAACCUCUGUGCUUAGCACUAUUAUCGAGAUCGAGUAAUGGCAUGUCAGUCAACCCCGUUCAGGCAUGCUAUUUGAUUCCAACCACAACAUGUGUUUUUCAUCAAAUACAUCCGACCCAGUGGCUAGAUAACGACUGUACGGUGACCCCGGACCAACAGUUCCCAGCUCAAGUUUAUAUCCUACAUAGUCAUGGGACCCUUUGAUAUUCAAGCUCGUGUAUUAACUACCAUGUACAUCGACAGGUCGUGGAGAUCAGCUGCCAACGGAUUCGGGAUGAUGCCCUUCAAACCCUAUUACAGAGCAGCUGAUCAGUACUCAGCACUGUGAUAUGUACUCCUCCAUGACGAAUACUUUUGUGAUUUCCAGCCUAGAAAAAUAGGCGAGUGGAAAUACAUGAGAAAAAAUGCCGACGCCGCCUAGGUCAGACAAAUAUUGCAAAUCAAGCGAUGUCUAGUACAUGUGUAUACAGUCGCACAGUACAAUGAUCGUAAAUUUAAUUCCAAU
Molecule: messenger RNA, 1552 nt
Organism: Suillus subaureus
Lineage: Eukaryota; Fungi; Basidiomycota; Agaricomycetes; Boletales; Suillaceae
Exons: 9
Coding region: 240-1085 (281 amino acids)
Source: RefSeq, a predicted model, not a curated record